This is a messenger RNA of Dunckerocampus dactyliophorus (ringed pipefish), 3710 nucleotides long. It is a transcript of the gene pcdh8.2, whose product is annotated as protocadherin-8. Gene Ontology annotation, molecular function: calcium ion binding. NCBI's taxonomy places the organism in Eukaryota, Metazoa, Chordata, Actinopteri, Syngnathiformes, Syngnathidae. The transcript has 3 exons. Gene Ontology annotation, cellular component: plasma membrane. The record is from RefSeq and is a predicted model, not a curated record. Gene Ontology annotation, biological process: homophilic cell-cell adhesion. Bases 175 to 3117 code for a protein of 980 amino acids.
GAGCGCUCCAAAGCCGACAGUGUAAAAUUCGGAGGUGCUGGAGGUUGGAGUCGACACAGCAGUGAGUGAGUGGUGCUGCUGCGUGUGCGUAAAGGCGCAAAGUAACUUUCUCCCUCUCUCAGUACGCGGAGAGCUCGCUCCAGAGGUGGACCUCUCUCUCCUUUCCUGCACCUGAUGGAUACUAUCAAGAUGAUAUUUAUCACUUAUUACCACUGGUGGAUAUUUGUGCUCUCGCUCCACCCGUUUUUAUGCGCUUCUCUGGCUCGGACCGAGGGGAAUACGAUCCGUUACCAGUGCAACGAGGAGGAGGCGGCGGGCACCGUGAUAGGAAACCUGGCCAAGGACAUGUCCUUGAGUCUGCCUCACUCCUCCAGGACCAAUUUCAGGAUGAUGAGGCAGUUUAAUGACUCAUUCAUCAGGGUGCGGGAAAGCGACGGGCAGCUGAGCGUCGGCGAGAGGAUGGACCGGGAGAGGAUGUGCCGACACACUCCACAGUGUCUCGUCACUUUCGACGUAGUCAGUUUCUCCAAAGAGCGCUACAAAUUGAUCCACGUCGAGGUGGAGAUUAAAGACAUCAACGACAACUCCCCGGAGUUCCCCAGCGCGGAGUCAGUGGUGGAAAUCUCAGAGAACGCAGCCGUGGGCUCUCAUGUUCCUCUGGACCCGGCCGUGGACGCGGACGUGGGAUCCAACUACAUCCAAAGCUAUCAGAUUUCUGUCAACAGUCACUUCACUAUCGACGUGCUCCUGAGAGCAGAUGGGGUUAAAUAUGCGGAAUUGGUGCUAAUGAAGGAGCUCGACAGGGAGACCCAGGCGUCCUACUCCCUUGAUCUGGUCGCCACAGAUGGUGGAAACCCAUCCAGGUCCGGGUCCACCAAGAUAACUGUCAGAGUGACAGACUUUAAUGACAACAGUCCGGUUUUUGACCAGAACAGCUUUUCUGUGAGUUUGCCAGAGGACGCACCUGUCGGCACCGUAAUCCUGGACCUGAACGCGGAGGAUGCCGAUGAGGGUCAGAACGGUGAGGUGGUCUACGGGUUUGGGAAACAGGUCUCUCACUUGAUCCGGGAGCUUUUCCGUGUGGAUAACAGAUCAGGCCGCUUGACGCUCAGGAGCCCAGUGGACUUUGAGGACAAGCGUACAUACGAGCUGGACGUCCAGGCGACCGAUUUGGGACCCAACCCGACCCCCUCUGUGUGCAAAAUUGUCAUCCACGUCACGGACGUCAACGACAACGCACCGGAAAUCAGCAUCACCCCCAUGACCUCCAUCACCACGGGCACGGCGCACAUCAGCGAGGCGGCGGAAAAGGACAGCCUGGUGGCGCUGGUCACCACCUCGGACCGGGACUCUGGGGUGAACAGCCAGGUCCACUGCACCCUCUACGGCCAUGACCACUUCAAACUGCGGCAAGCCUACGAGGACAGCUACAUGAUAGUGACAGCAGCCCCUUUAGACCGGGAGAGGAUCAGUGAGUACAACCUCACAGUCAUGGCGGAGGACUUUGGGUCACCCCCUCUCAGGAAGAUCACCCAGUACACCAUCAGAAUCAGCGAUGAAAAUGACAAUGCUCCACAUUUCACCAAACCCGUCUAUGAAGUGUCUGUGGCGGAGAACAACGCCCCAGGCGCUUACCUCGCCACCGUGGAGGCCACAGACGCCGAUUUGGGCAACAAUGGCAAAAUCACCUACAGGCUUGUGGACAGCCUCAUCAUGGGCUCCCCUGUGAACACGUUCGUCUCACUUAAUUCCGUAUCGGGGUCCAUCUAUGCCCUAAGAAGUUUCAACUACGAGGUCAUGAGGCAGCUCGAUGUCCACGUACAAGCCAGCGACGGCGGCUCCCCGCAGCUGCAAAGCACGGCUGUCAUCCGCUUAAAAAUAGUCGAUCAGAAUGACAACGAGCCUUCUAUCAUCGAGCCGCCACUCUAUAAGGGCUCUGCUGAUGUCUUCCUGCCUAAAGACGCCCCCCCGGGGUACGUCGUCACGCACAUAAAGGCCACCGACGCGGACGAGGGCCUCAAUGCACACUUGUCCUAUAAGAUCACAGAGGGGGGGCUGCUGGGCUUCUCCAUCGACAAAGACACGGGGAAGGUGCACGUGAGCCGACAGCUGACGUACGACCUCACCGACAAUGUCAAAGCGGUGGUGUCGGUCAGCGACGGCGGCUCCCCUUCGCUGACCUCCACAGCCAUCAUCCACUUCAAUUUCAUCGAGGGCACCGUGCCCAGCAUGCCCUCCUCCGCUCACGAUGAGUAUCUCUUCGAGUGGGACACCUCCGUGGCCAUCAUCAUCGUCCUGGCGGGGAGCUGCUCCCUGCUGCUGCUGGCCAUCAUUCUCAUCACAACCAUUUGCAGCCGACGGAGGAAAGAGACGCGGGAGGGCUACGAUGAGCGAGCUGAGGCUCCCAAAAAAGCAGAGAACACGGAAAGCGGUGGCAUUGAUUCGUUGAUUGGCGACCACAUGGGGAAAACCUUCGAGCCGCAUCCCUUUCCUGAGCAGCUGCCGCUGGCUGCCGGCAACGCAACAGAGAUGGCCUGCGAGGACGGAUGUCAGGCGGCGGGCGUGUUUGAGCCCAGCAACAGGGUCAUGGAGGGGAAACUAAAGGGCUACUCCACUUUACCCGGAUACGGGAAGGAAGCCUUGAGACCAAUAACAAUAUGGAAGGGUAAUUCAUUCACAACCAUCUCGGCGAGGGACCCUCACAUCAGCGGCAAGGACAGCGGAAAAGGGGACAGCGACUUCAACGACAGCGAUUCCGACAUAAGCGGCGACGUGCACAAGAAAGACUCGCCACCCACAAAUGCUCUCUGGGCGUGCACAAGCGAAUGCAAAGUGCUGGGACACUCGGAUAGAUGCUGGAGCCCCUCAGCCACCAGGCCCAACACCAGCAUGGCCUCUGGGCCUAAUCUGUCCACCUUCUCCAGGAUGGCUUCGCUUCCCCGGGACACCAGGAGGGAACACUACUAUCCGUCGCACGUGCCUAAAGGCAAUGGCCUGCAAAGUGUGUAUGAAAAAGUUCAACACCAGGAGUUUGAUUAUAUUCUUGUGGGCCCCCCCACACCAGCCAGAAUACAGGAAACGGAUGAGAUCUCCAUCCCAGAGUACACAAACUCUUAAAAAAAGACGGCAACUGAUGUACUUUUUAUUGUGCAGUACAUCUUAAUGACUCUACUGUAUGUUGUGACUUGUAGUAUGUCAUUUGUCUGUUGUAAGAUCAUGUGUAAUAUGCAAGAUUUUUGUACAUUAAUAAUAUAUUUUUCAUAAGGCUUCAAUGUAAAAAUGACUUUUAUUAUGACUUUUCAAGAGCAUGUGAUAUUUAAGUGAGGACUUGGGAGCAUAAAGGGGCUCUUCUGCUGUGAUAAACAAUCAAUAUGAACGAUGUUUGUGCUAGAUAGUUCUCUUUUUUUUGGUCACAUUGUUGCACAAAUAAAUUGUGAAAAAAGAAUGUUUGUGUUGCUGUCACAUCCACUUAUCUGACAAUUUAGUAGCAAAUCAGACAAAAAGUCACGAUUCCUUUAAAGUGAGCAAUUUUCAACAUGACACACAACAGAAUGGUGAGUCCUGCCCUGCACAGUCCACAAAUACGGCUGACGCACUGCGCUACAAAUGUAUUCUUUUUGGAAUGAAAAUGCUACAAAUUGUCAACAUUUUCUGUAUUAUUAUUUCUGCCAAAAAAAAAAAAACAUUCUGGUAAAAAAAAAAAAAAAAUA